AUGUCUCGCCUUGGGAAGAUGGAGGCCAUCAUGCCACGACACAGUCAGACCCGAACAGGGCCGACGGACAAACAGCUGACAGACAGGUCCAAGCUUUACAAAAGAAACAAAGAGCAGAUACAGUGAGCGGUGGAGUACGAUGCUGACCUGAUACUGACUGAAACAUUUGUUGAACUUGGGGAAGCCAAGCUUGCUCUUGAGUGCAUCCAGAAGUAUGGACAAGGCAAACCGUCCGUUGUGAACAUUAACCCUAUCGCCGCCGACAAGACACUUGAUGGUAUACCCUACGCCGAAGCCUGCCGCCAGCUGGAAGCUGCUGGGGCCGAUGUUGUAGGCUACAACUGUUGUCGCGGACCCGCUACUACCAUCCCACUGAUCCGGGAGCUGAGAAAGACUUGCAAGGGUCCGAUAGCUGCCUUCCCCGUUCCCUACAGAACAUCACCUGAGUUCCCAACAAUGCAGUCGCUCAUUGACCCGUAUACACGUAGGUGCAGUCCACGCCGUCCACACAUCAGAGUUAAUCCCAAAUCACUCACUCACUCACUCAUUGUCCUAUUUGCAGGCAAAAGGGCCUUCCCAGACCUCUCUUCCCAACUGUGUGGGGUAGCGGAGGUGACGGAUUUCGCCAAAGAAUGCAAAGAAAUUGGUGUCCAGUUUGUCGGCCUCUGUUGCGGAAACACGCCGGCAAUGACAAGGGCCGUCGCCGAGGUCUACGGCCGUCGUCCACCUGCCUCCAUCUUCUCUCCAAACAUGGAGAAACAUUUCAUCUUCGGAAAGGACAAAUACUUCUCCGACAACUUCUACCUGACCCAGCUUAGAGAGGGCAUGUCGAAAACCAAGUGAUUUGACAUGGUCAGACAAACUCUUGACUCACAUUUUAACGUUGUGAAAAGCUGUUAUGUAUCAGCUGUUGUGAACAUUAGUUUGCACAUAAAGUAUUAUAUUCCAGAUACCAAGUAUCUAUCAAUCCUGCUUGUAGCUAGUUUGUAGCUAGUAAAUACCUCAUUUAGACGCCAAUAGCCUUGCCUUUUCGAAGUCAGGUUUCUUAGUUUGUGAGAUAAUUGUAUGUAUUGUGCUGUAUUGUCCACUCAGGAGAUGAUACGAUUUCACGCAAUAUUUCAAAAUGUUGUUUUGUUGUAUUCUCUCACAUAAAAUAGUAUAAUACUAUAA
This is a messenger RNA of Haliotis rufescens (red abalone), 1170 nucleotides long. Its product is annotated as bifunctional homocysteine S-methyltransferase/5,10-methylenetetrahydrofolate reductase-like. NCBI's taxonomy places the organism in Eukaryota, Metazoa, Mollusca, Gastropoda, Lepetellida, Haliotidae. The record is from RefSeq and is a predicted model, not a curated record. Gene Ontology annotation, molecular function: zinc ion binding; methyltransferase activity. The transcript has 5 exons.